GCUGAAGGACAAGAGCCCCGAGCGGAGCUGCGGUCGGCGGCUCCUUACCAGAGGCAGCGACGCGGGGGAGCGGCCCUGAAGGGAGAGCGCUAUGAAGCCGUACGCUCCAGCCUUCUUUCUCCUGUGGAGCGCUGUCGGGAUAGCGAGGGCUGCCAAAAUCGUUGUUGUGCCGCCAAUUAUGUUUGAAAGCCAUCUUUAUAUUUUCAAGACUCUGGCCUCAGCCUUGCAUGACCAAGGUCACCAGACAGUGUUUCUCCUCUCUGAGGGCAGGGAGAUCCCUCCAUCUAAUCACUACAGACUGCAGCGCUACCCAGGGAUCUUUAACAGCAGCACCUCGGAUGAUUUCCUGCAGUCCAAGAUGAGGAGUAUCUUCUCGGGGAGGCUGACCGCCCUCGAACUGUUCGAUAUCCUGGAGCACUACUCCAAGAACUGCGACAUGAUCGUUGGCAACCGCAACCUCAUGCGGGCCCUCAAGCAGGAGAAAUUUGACCUGCUCCUGGUAGAUCCCAAUGAGAUGUGUGGAUUUGUUAUAGCCCAUCUUUUAGGGGUUAAAUACGCCGUGUUUUCCACUGGCCUCUGGUAUCCAGCAGAAGUGGGCGCUCCAGCUCCCCUGUCCUACGUUCCAGAGUUUAACUCGCUGCUCACAGAUCACAUGAACCUAUUCGAGAGGAUUAAAAAUACUGUUGUUUAUCUUAUUUCAAGGUUUGGAGUCAGUUUUUUGGUUCUGCCAAAAUAUGAAAGGAUAAUGCAGAAACACAAGGUUCUUCCAGAACGGUCCAUGUAUGACUUGGUCCAUGGAUCCAGCCUGUGGAUGCUUUGUACUGAUGUUGCACUGGAGUUUCCGAGACCCACGCUACCCAACGUCGUUUAUGUGGGAGGAAUCCUGACGAAGCCGGCCAGCCCUCUGCCAGAAGAUCUGCAGGCGUGGGUGAGCGGCGCGCACGAGCACGGCUUCGUCCUCGUCUCCUUCGGCGCUGGAGUCAAGUACCUGUCGGAAGACAUCGCCAAUAAGCUGGCACACGCUCUGGCCAGGCUGCCCCAGAGGAUUAUCUGGAGGUUUUCAGGAAACAAACCAAGGAAUUUAGGCAACAAUACCAAGCUGAUCGAAUGGUUACCACAAAAUGACCUCCUUGGUCACUCUAACAUUAAAGCUUUCCUCAGUCACGGAGGCUUGAACAGCAUUUUUGAGACCAUGUACCACGGGGUCCCGGUGGUGGGCAUUCCCCUCUUCGGAGACCAUUACGAUACCAUGACCCGUGUGCAGGCCAAGGGGAUGGGAAUUCUGCUCAACUGGAAGACCAUGACUGAGAGUGAGCUGUAUGAAGCACUAGUGAAAGUUAUUAAUGACCCCAGCUACCGGCAGCGGGCGCAGAGGCUGUCGGAGAUCCACAAGGACCAGCCCGGGCACCCGGUGAACCGGACUGUGUACUGGAUCAACUACAUCCUGCGCCACAACGGAGCCCAGCACCUGCGUGCCGCCGUCUACAGCAUCUCCCUCUUCCAGUACUUCCUGCUGGAUAUUGCCUUGGUCCUACUCGUGGGUGCUGCCUUACUUUACUAUGUGUUGGCCAGGAUGGCAAAGUUAAUCUGCAAGCAGAGCAAACAGCUCUGGGCCAAUGACAAACAUAGCGCUGUUAAUGGACACUACCAGAACGGGAUCCCCAAUGGCAAGUAUAGAAGGAACGGCCACAUUAAGCAUGAGAAAAAGGUGAAAUGA
Messenger RNA from Ficedula albicollis (Collared flycatcher), 1717 nucleotides. It is a transcript of the gene UGT8, whose product is annotated as UDP glycosyltransferase 8. Lineage: Eukaryota; Metazoa; Chordata; Aves; Passeriformes; Muscicapidae. Gene Ontology annotation, molecular function: UDP-glycosyltransferase activity. The record is from RefSeq and is a predicted model, not a curated record. The transcript has 6 exons. Bases 92 to 1717 code for a protein of 541 amino acids.